AUGGUGGCGACACGCAGCGGCGCAGCUGUGGCGACGAACACGAAGGCGGCGGACGAGGCGUCAAGCGGCGCAGCUGUCGCGGCGAAAACGAGGGCGGCGGACGAGGCCUCAACACGCAGCGGCGAAAACGAAGAAGAGACGGCGAAAACGAAGGAGGCGGCGGACGAGAGGCGCGGGGAGAGGGAGGGGCAGGGAGGACGAGGGAGGGAGCUCAAGGAGGAGCUGGAGGACAAGAUAGCCAAGAUACGGACCGAGGAGGGCUGGGGUUCGGGGUCGAGGUCGUCAAUAGCGUAUCGCGAGGAGCAGGAUCUCGAGGCGACUGAGGAGGCGGAGAUAGGCCUCGAGAAGAACGACAUCAAGGUGAACAAGUUUGAGAUCCUCUGGAUUCCAGUGACGCGCCGCAUCGCGGUUCAAGUACCAUCCAUCUGA
Messenger RNA from Emiliania huxleyi CCMP1516, 429 nucleotides. RefSeq lists its product as hypothetical. NCBI's taxonomy places the organism in Eukaryota, Haptophyta, Isochrysidales, Noelaerhabdaceae. The coding region runs from base 1 to 429 and encodes 142 amino acids. The transcript has 3 exons. The record is from RefSeq and is a predicted model, not a curated record.